CAAACUCCAAGAAAUCAUCAAACAAUAUUAUUACUCAUAAUAAUUUCAUAAGCAAAAAUGCCAAUUUAUUCAUCUGAUUCUGAUGAUCCACGUCCUUCUUCAUCUUCAAUACGUCCAAGAAAUUUUUUGGCUCAUGAUAGACCCAUGCAUGCAAUUCUUGGAGGUGGAAAAGUUGCUGAUAUAUUAUUAUGGAGAGACAAAACAUUAACAGGAUCAAUUUUAAUUGGAUUUACAGUAAUUUGGUCCCUUUUUGAAAUUAUGGAUUAUAAUUUUGUGACAUUUUUGUGUCACAUUUCCAUGACCGUGAUGUUAAUUCUCUUCAUUUGGUCCAUGGGAGCUGGAUUUAUUGAUUGGAAUCCGCCCGAUUUUCGAGCAUUUAUGAUAUCAGAUUCAACAUUUAGAUGGUUAUGUGGAAAAUUGAACUAUAUGUUAGUGAAAUUCUAUGAAAUUUCAUCUGGAAAAGAUUUCAGAACUUUUUUUCUGGCAAUCACUUCUCUAUGGAUAUUGUCAAUUAUUGGAAAUUACUUUAGCUCUCUGAAUUUGUUGUACCUAGGGUUUGUUUGUUUGGCAACAUUACCAGCUUUAUAUGAAAGGUAUCAAAAUGAAGUGGAUUAUUUAGUAAAGCAAGGUAAUCAAGAUAUGAAAAAACUUUAUAAUAAAUUUGAUACUGAAGUUCUCAACAAGAUUCCAAGAGGACCUGUCAAGCAAAAGAAAAAGUUUUGAGUGUUUCAACGAGAACAUCGAAAAAACCUAAUUCAGCUCGACAUAAGAUAGUCAAAAUAUGAUUGAGCAGGGGAGAGGGGGGGGAGGGGGGGCAGUUCAAGAAAAUUGGCUGUGGAUUCUGUAUAUAUAAUGAAAAAUGUAAUUGUAAUUUUUAUGCUUAAUAUGAUGAAGAAAUUGUGUUGUUAUUGCUGUAAUUAUUAUUUGUAAUUUUUAGUACAUUAUUCUAUUGAAGUAAUUAGAAAUUCGUUACUCCA
Messenger RNA from Capsicum annuum, 977 nucleotides. RefSeq names its product reticulon-like protein B14. The transcript is spliced from 5 exons. Bases 58 to 723 code for a protein of 221 amino acids. The record is from RefSeq and is a predicted model, not a curated record. Lineage: Eukaryota; Viridiplantae; Streptophyta; Magnoliopsida; Solanales; Solanaceae.